AUGCAGAUCACCAGUGUUAUGCUCAGCCUUGCCAGUCUCGGCCUGAACGUUCUUACUGUUCAGGCCGGGCCUAUUCCUGGCGCUGAAGCUGCUCUGGCGGCGCGCCACGUCUAUUCUCCCGAUGUUGACGAAGCUCCUGUUGAGAAGCGCCAUGUCUACUCUCCUGAUGUAGAUGAGGCCCCUGUCGCUAAGCGCCACGUCUACAGUGUCGAUAAGGACGAGACCGUCGAGAAGCGCCACGUCUACUCGCCUAAUGUCGAUGAGACCCUCAACAAGCGUCACGUCUACUCGCCUAAUAUAGCCGAAGCCCCCGUUACCAAGCGUCAUAUCUACUCCGUCGAUAAGGACGAGGUUAAGAAGCGCCACGUCUACUCCCCGGACGUUAAUAAGACUCUUAAUAAGCGUUACGUCUACUCUAUUAAUAAGGACGAGGUUAAAAAGCGUUAUAUCUACUCCCUAGACGUUAAUAAGACUUUUAAUAAAUAUUAUAUUUACUUUAUUAAUAAGGAUGAGGUUAAGAAGCGCUACGUUUACUCCCCCGAUAUUAAUAAGACCCCUAUUACUAAGCGCUACGUCUAUUUUAUUAAUAAGGACGAGGUCGAGAAGCGUUACGUCUACUUUCCUAAUGUCGAUAAGGCCCCCGUUACUAAGCGUUAUAUCUACUCCGUUAAUAAGGACGAGGUCGAGAAGUGCUAUAUUUACUCCCCGGACGUUAAUAAGACUCUUAAUAAGUAUUACGUCUAUUUUAUUAAUAAGGACGAGGUUAAAAAGCAUUACGUCUACUCCCUAAAUAUUAAUAAGAUUCUUAAUAAGCGUUACGUCUACUUUAUUAAUAAGGACGAGGUUAAGAAGCGUUAUAUUUACUCUCUUAAUAUUAAUAAGGCCCCCGUUACUAAGCAUUACGUCUACUCUAUUAAUAAGGACGAGGUCGAGAAGCGUCACGUCUACUUUCCUAAUGUUAAUAAGGCCCCCGUUACUAAGCGUUACGUCUACUCUAUCAACAAGGACGAGGUCGAGAAGCGUCACGUCUACUCUCCUGAUGUCAAUAAGGCCCCUGUUGCUAAGCGUCACGUCUACUCUGUUGACAAGGACGAGGUCGAGAAGCGUCACGUCUACUCUAUCGACAAGGAUGAGACUUCUGCCUAA
Messenger RNA from Colletotrichum lupini, 1146 nucleotides. RefSeq lists its product as uncharacterized. The coding region runs from base 1 to 1146 and encodes 381 amino acids. The record is from RefSeq and is a predicted model, not a curated record. The transcript has a single exon. NCBI's taxonomy places the organism in Eukaryota, Fungi, Ascomycota, Sordariomycetes, Glomerellales, Glomerellaceae.